Molecule: messenger RNA, 3736 nt
Organism: Nomia melanderi (Alkali bee)
Lineage: Eukaryota; Metazoa; Arthropoda; Insecta; Hymenoptera; Halictidae
Product: LMBR1 domain-containing protein 2 homolog
Cellular component (GO): membrane
Source: RefSeq, a predicted model, not a curated record
AAUGCAAAGAGAUGCCGAGUUAAAAAUCCAAGAAGCUACAGAAGAAGAGAACAACGAAGAAAACGAUGAGUAGAGUCUGAAAAUUAAAGAGGAGACAUGUAAGGAAUUCAUUGUAUAGCAAAAUUGAGAAAAGAAAUACAGAAUGAUUCUUGGAGCAUUCUUGAUAGAAAUUAUAGUAGCAUUUUGCCUUGCUGCAACUUUAUUAUAUAAAUAUGGGAAUAUUUUUCGACAUCACAUCUUUGUUACAAUUUCCGUGCUAAUAGCAUGGUAUUUUUCACUAUUGAUAAUAUUUAUAUUGCCUUUAGAUGUUUCAUCCACUGUCUUUAGACAAUGUGUUGAACAGAACAAUCACAAUAUUACCAAAGUGACUCCUGAUGGCACAACAUCAAUACCACUUCACAUUUGUAAAAAACCCUGGCCUAAUGUUCCAGAAAAUGUAUUUCCAAAUUUAUGGAGAAUUGUAUAUUGGACGUCGCAGUGUUUGACAUGGUUAAUAUUACCGCUUAUGCAAUCAUAUAUAAAAGCAGGAGAUUUUACUGUUCAAGGAAAACUGAAGUCUGCUUUGAUUGAUAAUGCUAUAUAUUAUGGAAGUUAUCUGUUCAUAUGUGGCAUUCUCCUAAUAUAUAUAGCAUUGAAACCUGGCUUAGAUCUUGAUGGUCAAAAACUCAAGGCUAUAGCAUCAUCUGCAUCAAACACAUGGGGCCUGUUUUUAUUAGUAUUACUUCUUGGAUAUGCACUUGUAGAAGUUCCACGUGGAUUAUGGAAUGCUAGUAAACCUGGGUAUACAUUAAAUUAUAGCUACUUCAAAGUUGCUAAGUUAAGUUUAGACAAAUGCGAGGCAGAAGAAACAGUGGAUGAUAUACUUGAGUCGUUACAAGCUGCUACAGUGUCCAUUGGACCAGGUCAUCCGUUUCACUGUAACUUGGAGACAAUUUUCCAAAAAAUUCCUGCAGAAUUGAAAGAUAGAAUGAACAGGAGGCAGUUACCUGAUGACACACCAACUGACACACCGUCUGAAAAAUCAUUGAUUCGUUUGCAUAGACAAACCAUAAAAGCGUUACAAACUUUACAACGUAUAGAAACUCAAUGGGGAAUUCUGGUUAAUAAAAUAAUUGAUUUAGAAGAUAUAGCAAAGAAUCAAGAAAGUCAUGACAAAAGAUUCAAACCUACUUUCCCUGUACAUCGAUCAUUUCCACUUCGCAUUAUUUAUAAUCCAGUUAUCGAGUGGUACUGGAAAUGCGUCAUAAAGAGUUACGUCCAAAAAAUCGCAGCUAUCACUGCUGGUUGCCUUUCAGUAGCUGUUGUAUGGUCAGAGGUAACAUUUUUCAACAAAUCUCCAGUGUUGUCACUGUUUGCUCAGUUUGUGAAUUUAGCUAAGGAGAACUACGAUUAUUUUACAAUCGAGUUACUAUCCACGCUGAUAAUUGCAUACCUCUGUUACUGUGCUUAUUCAACGGUUUUAAAAAUCCGUGUUUUGAAUUUGUAUUACCUGGCGCCGCAUCAUCAAACUAAUGAAUACAGUUUAAUAUUCAGUGGUAUGAUGUUAUGUCGAUUGACACCACCUAUGUGCUUGAAUUUCUUAGGUCUUAUCCAUAUGGAUUCGCAUAUAAUAAAAACUCAUAUAUUGGAAACUUAUUACACUCAGGUAAUGGGUCACAUGGAUGUUAUUUCUAUAAUAUCAGAUGGAUUUAACGUAUACUUUCCAAUGGCUAUUUUGGCAUUCUGCCUAGCGACGUAUUUUAGCAUAGGAAGCAGAUUACUUUCUAUGCUAGGAUUCCAACAGUUUCUCGAUGACGAUGAGUUCACAACAGAUCUUGUCGAAGAAGGUCGAGAAUUAAUAAAACGAGAGAGGCGCAAGCGACAAAGAGCUGAAGAUUCGAUGUGCAGAAGACGCGAGUUUCAAGAAAGAUUUAGUAGUUCUGCAACUUCGUCUCGUUACAGAACGUCACGGCAAAGUACCGAUACAGUGCGACCUUUAAAACGAGACGAAUCAGUAGAAUCAGCGAGAGCUGGAUUGCUACGUGAUUUUGAUCCUGCAGAUUAUUAUAUCGGUAUGACCUCCGGUGUCGACGGCUAUGGUGCAAACAAUAGUUUCGAUAGGGACUAUCAGGUAGAUGAUUUUUACGAAGAGCGUGUAGACAAUGCAAGAGCAUUUAAUACAAACACAAAUCGCGUAGGACCUCCACCGAGAGGACUAUUCGACGAUAUUUAAAAAUAAAUCUGAUACUGUUUAGUAUUUGCCCAGUAAUAAAUUACUAAACGAAUUUACUUAUAGUUAAUAAUACUCACAUUUAAUCUAUCUAUUCUUGGUAAAUAGAAUUUUUUAAUACAGAGGUUGUGAAUACGAUGAUUUUACGUUCGUGUAAUAGAAAUAACAAAAUUAUACUGUCGUGAGUAAGUAUCAGUCAGAGUAUGAUUUUAAAAGGUGCGAUUGCAAAAAGUCUUAAUCCACGCGUUCCCAUUAUUUAUUGCAAAAUUUUUAUGUAAAAAUAGGAUGCACAUGUACGUAUACAUAAUUUAAUUACUGAAACUUUCAGAAUGUUGGUUUACGUUAUUUACGUUUGUAUAUUCGUAUUAUUGAGAAACAUUUAUCACUGUUCAAAUAAUGAAUGGUAGAAAUAGGUUUAUUAAUCCGCAGUAGUUUUAGUGAACUGUUAAAUUUCAUACAGUAUUUGAUAUAUUUUUAACAAUGAACCCAUAGACGUAGCAUACAUAAAUUAAUAUAAAGUAUCUAUAUUACUGUACUAAAUUAUAUAAAUGAAAAACUUGAGGUAUACAUAAAUUGUGGAUUUCAUUGAUCUCGAUCUUACUUUUAUUUAAAACAACACGGUACUAUAAAUUUGAUGUGUAAUAUUUACGGAUGUGUUUCUUCGUUAAUAGUCACAGAAAGUUAUACAUUAUUUAAAAUAUAAUAAAACAACAAUAGAAGAAUGAUAAUUCUGAAUAUUUAUGAUUGCUCUUCUAUUGUAAGUUUGAAAAACUAGAAAUGACGCACUGAAUCAUUUGAAACAAUGUAAUUAAUAAUAACUGGCUGCUUAUAAUUCUUAUUAGAAAAUGAAAGUAAAAAUCAUUUUCUAUGAUUUUAUCGAUAUCGCGUAAAAAUAAAAUUAUUUGCAUAUUUAUAACAGAAACAGGGAUUUAUCUAUGUUAUGAACGUGAAUCGUUCAAUGUUGUUAUUUUGGAGCUUCGAUGUUUUAUAUUUUAAAUAAAGUUAACAUAGGAUUUUAUUUGUUUUUGGUAACAAGAAUAUUUUUUGUAAAUAGUAGGCAAAUAUUUGUAUUGUCUAAUUAAUAACGCUUACAGAGAAAUUUAUUUAUCAUUAUAUAUUAUACGUGUACGUUGUUCAAUAAACUACUUUACUUUAUGCUAGAUAAAAUAUGAAAAGAUAAAAGGUAGGAUUAAAAGGAGGAAGAACUCAAUAAUGAUUCCAUUAUUAUGCAAAACAAAAUUAUGUAUAUUACUUUUAUUGCAAAUAUUUCAUACAGAUAUGAAAACAUUUAAGAAAAUAUGUGUCCAAACUAUAUCUGCAAUAUUAACGGCAUUUGCUAAUAAAUAUGUUAUCAAUGUAUUAAAAAACACAGUUACAAAUCUCAACAACCUCUUUUGCUUAUUAUCCCAAAAUAUGCUCUCUGAUUUAUGUUCGUUAUAAUAAUUCCUGUGCACGUGUUAAAAAUGUAUAAGAAUAGAUAUCACACAUACGUCUAAAAACGUUGAAACUUUUCUUUUGGCUUAAAUA